AUGAGCCGCUACGGAGGGCUGCCCGCCCGAGUGCGAAGGGUGAGGCGGGGGGUCGAGCUGCCGCAGAGCCGGGUUCUCCUUCCCGCCUCCUUGGCGUGGGCCGGGGCCCUUCGCCAAGCUUUGUUCCUUCUCUUGCAGAUCCGUGCUGGAUCAAGAGUCUUGUACAGACCAAUUUCGGCAUCUGUGUUGUCUAGGCCAGAGGUCAAGAAUGGAGAGGGCAACUCAACACUUAAUGGGGCCCAAAAUACUGUCUCCCGACUAGCACUUAGAGAAUUCCAGACUAGUGCUAUCAGCAGGGACAUUGACACUGCUGCCAAAUUUAUUGGUGCUGGUGCUGCCACAGUAGGUGUGGCUGGUUCUGGCGCUGGUAUUGGAACAGUCUUCGGUAGUCUAAUCAUUGGUUAUGCCAGAAAUCCUUCUCUGAAGCAGCAGCUGUUCUCAUACGCUAUCCUGGGAUUCGCCCUGUCUGAAGCUAUGGGUCUCUUCUGUCUGAUGGUUGCUUUCUUGAUCCUAUUUGCCAUGUGAAAGGAGAUCUGCCCGUAAUACUGGCAUUGGAAUGUAACUCUGCAUUUUAUGGGACUCCCAAAAUGUUGGUGUCAUGGAAAUUGAUGCUAUUUCCAAAGUCAUUUCAUUAAAGAUAACAACUUUAACUGUCAA
Opisthocomus hoazin is the source of this 657-nucleotide messenger RNA. Lineage: Eukaryota; Metazoa; Chordata; Aves; Opisthocomiformes; Opisthocomidae. The record is from RefSeq and is a predicted model, not a curated record.